GGGCCUAGGGCGGAGCACACUCAGAGCCCCGGGGCGGUCCCCUCGCCGCCGCGCCCCGGCCCCUGCUCCUCGCAAGGCUCAGCGGAGAAGAGCCGGGAAACACCGCGGGAGCCCGAGUAGGGAGGUGACACCCGCCCGGGGCGGUGCACGGCCCGAUCUGCGCGCCCAUGCCGACCCGCGGAACCGCUCUGCCCCGGUGACCCGACCCCGAAACCCUCGUCAGCGGUGCGGAGCAGAGAGAGGAGACGGAGGGGCAGCCUCUGUGGGACUAACUCAUGAAGAACAAGGGUGCCAAGCAGAAGCUGAAACGAAAGGGAGCCGCUAGUGCGUUUGGAUGUGACCUGACAGAGUAUCUGGAAAGCUCGGGACAGGAUGUUCCAUAUGUGCUGAAGAGCUGUGCCGAAUUUAUAGAGACUCAUGGCAUUGUGGAUGGAAUCUACCGUCUCUCAGGUGUCACCUCAAACAUCCAGCGGCUAAGGCAAGAGUUCGGCUCAGAUCAAUGUCCAGAUCUGACAAGGGAAGUGUACCUCCAAGACAUCCACUGUGUGGGCUCCCUGUGCAAGCUCUACUUCAGGGAGCUGCCCAACCCCCUCCUGACCUACGAGCUCUAUGAGAAAUUCACGGAAGCAGUAUCUCAUUGCCCGGAAGAAGGCCAGCUGGCCCGAAUCCAGAACAUUAUCCAGGAGCUGCCCCCACCGCAUUAUAGGACCUUGGAAUACCUGAUUCGACACCUGGCCCACAUCGCCUCAUUCAGCAGCAAGACCAACAUGCAUGCCAGGAACCUGGCCCUGGUGUGGGCCCCGAAUCUCCUCAGGUGUAAAAAGAUCGAAGCCACUAUAUACAAUGGAGAUGCAGCCUUUCUGGCAGUCCGGGUCCAGCAGGUGGUGAUUGAAUUCAUACUGAACCAUGCCGAUCAAAUCUUCAACAGUGGUGCUCCAGGGCCUCUGCAGCAGGAUGAAGCCCGUAUCACAAAGAGCCUGACCUUGCCGGCCCUGUCCCUGCCCAUGAAGUUAGUAAGCCUGGAGGAGGCUCAGGCCCGAAGCUUGGCGAUAAACCACCCUGCUCGAAAGGAAAGACGAGAGAAUAGCCUGCCUGAAAUCGUCCCUCCCAUGGGCACCCUCUUCCACACAGUCCUUGAUGUACCAGACAGCAAGAGAAAGCUUUCCAGUAAAUCAAAGAAGUGGAAGUCAAUAUUUAACCUGGGGCGUUCUGGAUCGGACUCGAAAUCCAAGCUGAGCAGAAAUGGGAGUGUGUUCGUGAGAGGACAGAGACUCUCAGUGGAAAAGGCUACUAUCCGGCCAGCUAAAAGCAUGGACUCGCUGUGUUCAGUGCCUGUGGAAGGAAAAGAAAGCAAAGGAAAUUUCAAUCGAACAGUCACCACCGGUGGAUUUUUCAUUCCAGCCACAAAAAUGCACACAAGCAGCACUGGCAGCUCCUGUGAUCUCAGCAAGGAGAGUGAAUGGGGUCAGGAGGGGAUGCCGGCAGGGGCUGAGGGGGGCUGUGAGGUGAGCGGUCAGAUCAGGCCCCUGCCUGAGCAGCUGAAAGUGUUCCGCCCCAUCGGGGAUCCUGAGAGCGAGCAGGCUGCCCCAAAGCUUCUGGGAAUGUUCUACACCUCCAGCGACAGUCCUGGCAAAUCCGUCUUCACCAGCAGCUUGUUCCAGAUGGAGCCCUCACCGCGCCACCAGCGAAAGGCGCUCAACAUCUCUGAGCCCUUCGCUGUGUCGGUGCCACUCCGCGUGUCUGCAGUCAUCAGCACCAACAGCACCCCGUGCAGAACACCCCCCAAAGAGCUGCAGUCUCUCUCCAGCCUAGAAGAGUUUUCUUUCCAAGGUUCAGAAAGCGGAGGAUGGCCAGAAGAGGAGAAGCCUCUGGGAGCUGAGUCUUUUCCAGCUUCUGUGGCUAAGAAGGCAGCUCCCGAGGACUCCAUGCCAGAACCUGAAGCCCUGGGGACAGCAGAAUGUAGCCAAGGCCCCCCUCUGGACCCAGGUACCCAAGCGGAGAAGAAAACCUUGGAAAUAUCCCUGGACCCUCAACUCUCGAGAGGACCAGAGAAGAGGCCAAAUGCGGAGAAGGUGGUGGAGGAAAGCCAGGGGGCUGGGCAGCUGAAGACAACCACUCCACAUGAGAGCUUCAGGGUCAGGACAGAAGCAGCGCUUCUCCAUGAGAUGGAUGAAGAUGAUCUAGCUCACGCCCUGAUCUGGCCUGAGAUUCAACAGGAACUGAAAAUCAUUGAAUCAGAGGAGGAGCUCUUGUCAUUGCCACCCCCUGCUCAGAAGACAAGCCCAAUUAUUGAGUCAGGUCCAGCCCCAUCUCCCUUCCCAGAGGCCUCUGGGAGCUCACCCUGUAGUUCUACACCUCUGGAAAUGUGGACUAGGGACUCAACCAAUCAGAGCACACAGGAGGCUGCCAUCCUUGCCAAUAGAGAGAAGUUGGAGCCCGUCUGCAGCCUCCCUGAGUCAGAGUGUAAGCAGGGACUCAGCCCAGACCCGGCCAGUCUAGCACCUCUGCAAAUACUUCUGUUUGAGAAGGCCUCUUCUCCAGCUAGGAUAGAGAUGGGAGGCCCAAGAAAUCUCUCUCCACCACUUCCUCCUGCUCCUCCACCUCCAACUCCCCUGGAGGAGGAGCCUCGAGUCUUGCUGUCAAAGGAAGGCCCUGACAGAGAAGAAGCAUCCACGGAUUCCAGGACAGAUCCCAACACAGAGCAGCCAAACCCCAAAGUCAACCCUGGCGUCCCUAGCCCCUGUCAGAGAGAGGAGGCCAUUACAAGCCCUAAGGAGAAGCAAGAUGCAAAGCCUGCUGCUCCUGAGAGCGAAGGCCCUGGUCUCCCAAGCCCAGCAAAGGAGGUCGAAGUGGCCCCACAAGAGGAGGAGGAUGCCCCCCAUGCAGCACAAGAGCCUUCAGACUGUGACGAAGAUGACACUGUGACAGACACUGCUCAGCAUGGCCUGGAGAUGGUAGAGCCAUGGGAGGAGCCCCAGUGGGUAACCAGUCCCCUUCAUUCUCCCACCCUGAAAGAAGUACAGGAGUCCCAGGUACAGUGUCACCAUGGCCACCGACUGGAGAGGAGACUUUGCCACAGGCCCAGCCUUCGCCAGAGCCAUUCUCUGGAUAGCAAAACCACUGGUCAGAGCCACUGGACUCUCGAGGUUUCCUUCUCCAGCAGUUGUGCUAAUCUUGAAACAGAGGGGAAUUAUGAGCCUCUGAAGCCCCCCACAGCCAGGAACAAGAGUGCUGGGUGGGAGGAAAAGGCCCUGAAAGCCUUCAGAGAGUUCUCUGGCUUGAAAGGGUUAGAGGUUCUUCCCAGCCAGAAGGGAUCAUCUGGUAUACCACCCAAACCAGUAGAAACCAACUUCAUCAGUCUGGCAGAAGGAAAGGAGCAGGGACCACAGCUGGAACUCAACAACCCUCAGAUGAAACACAGUGAUGUUCCUGGGCCAGAAAGCAGCAUGGAGAGUUCACCUAGGGCUCAAGACAGCACCUCACCUGGGGAGCAUGCCCUAAAGUCACAGCCUAAGAGCAAUGAGUAUGGACCCUCAAAAGGGAAACACAGGCCUUCUUCCCUCAACUUGGACUCUGCCAUGCCCAUAGCUGACCUCUUCCGACUUGAGAAUGGGGCUUCAUUUAGUUCACCUGGAAUAGAGAUCUCUGAACUAGGAGACACGAAGGUCACCUGGAUGACCUCCUCUCACCGUAAAACAGCCCCUGGGAACUCCCAGGACACCCAGGACCUGGACAUUGUUGCCCCUGCUCUGACAGGCCGCCGGAACUCAGCUCCCGUGAGUGUGUCUGCUGUGAGAACAUCCUUCAUGAUCAAAAUGUGUCAGGCCAAGGCUGUCCCUGUCAUCCCACCCAAGAUUCAGUACACACAGAUCCCACAGCCCCUGCCCUCUCAGAGUACAGGGGAAGGUGGGGCUCAGUCUCCAGAGAGGAACCAUGAACCUGGUUCAACCACGGAGAACCCUCAGAAACCCACCAAAGAUGAUCCUCCCUCUUCCCUGGAAAACCCAGAGGAAGAGCAACCAAAGCAAGAGGCAGGAGCCUUUGCAUCCCAGAGGAAGGGCAGCACCACAUCCUGCACAUGUGAGGGGUCCAUCUGCUCUCCAGAACCUGGAAUAUCCAACCUGCUCUCCACACAGGAUGCAAUGGUGCCAUGCAGAAAGUGCACAUCAGAGACAGAGACAGAGCCAUCAGGAGACAACCUUCUUUCUUCAAAACUGGAGCGAGCGUCUGGGGGUCCUAAGUCUUUCCACAGGUCAAGGCCAGGAAGACCUCAGAGCUUAAUCUUAUUCCCCAUCAUGGACCACCUACCCUCCUCAUCCACAGUGAUAGAUUCCAAGGUCCUGCUGUCCCCUAUCAGAAGCCCUACUCAGACAGUUUCCCCUGGCCUUCUCUGUGGGGAUUUGGCAGAAAACACAUGGGUCACACCAGAAGGGGUUACGCUUAGAAAUAAAAUGACCAUCCCCAAGAAUGGCCAAAGACUAGAGACUUCAACAAGCUGUUUUUACCAGCCCCAGCGGAGAUCCGUGAUUCUGGAUGGAAGAAGUGGGAGGCAAAUAGAAUGACACCAGUUGGCCUGCUGGUGUCUGCAAAAAUGUCAGGUUCAUCUGGAAGUUAUUAUGGGGCCAACUGGCCAUUUUCCAGGCACAAGUUAUCUAAACCUCUGACCACCCCCUCUCCCCCACUUCCCCUGCCUCUCUCUUUGUCUUUGACUAUGCAUGAGUCCAUUUGCCAGAAGAGUGGUCAAGACAAGGACCAAAAAGUGAGAUUUAAGUAAGUCCACAGGAGCAAGUUGGGAAGGUUAGGCAAGGGAAGAGAAUGGAAUGCUUGCCUCCAAUGGAAAUUGGGGCUCGUCUGUAAGUCACGUUAUUCCUCCGUUACCAUUAUCUAUUACUGUUAGGAGCCGGCUGUGUUAGUAUCCCUUGAAAGAAAGAAAAAUCCUUUGCCUGAGUCAGAAAAAUCUUCCUGUUUCCAUUGAAGGCUUCUUCGUGCUUUUUGUUAUGCUCUGUAUAGCGUGUGUUCUUUUAGACCCGUUUUCUAAUAAGCUCUGUAAAACUGUGUUACCCCCCAGAUAGAAGCAGAUCUGAAAAUGCAAACUAACAUGCACUUAAGAUAGCCAGGUGAAGGAACUUCCUGUGUUCUUUCCCUGGGGCUGCUGCAAACCUGUCCGAGGUGAUCCAUGAACCAUGUAGAAAAUCAGAAUCAGUACUCAAGAGCAAAGCCCCAGAUUGGCACCACCCAUGAACCCUUCCUUUAUUGUGGCUUUAUUGUGACCCCACCUGCCACUGUGCUGAGCUCUGAUUAACAAAUCUAUCAGCUCGGCACACUGAGGACUGUACAUGCUAGGACUGGGAAGUCAUAUAGGCAUGCAGGAGUGAUGUGUUGGCUUCCUUAGUAGUACCAGAACCCAAGUGCCACACAUCCUAGAGAAAAGGCUCACAGAAAAGCACAACUUCAUUAUAAACCUGAUGUGUUUAAGUUGGCCGGCAUUAGGGAGAAACAUGCUAGCUCAGCUUCACUCUCCAUUCCUAGGCUGUCAGGGCCUAGCAGGACAGAAGAGGCAAUGAGGAGCCCCAGGAGAGUGGCUGUCACUGUCAUUCACUGUCCUCAAAGAAGCACUGCCUUUAGUCAGUGGUUCCCUUCCUUUCUCCUUCUCUCACCAUUACUCAAGGGCAGAUUUGAGAAACUCUGUAAACCCCCUCCCCCCGUCCACCUAAACCCUUAGACUUGCUCUUUGACAUUGUCUAGACACAAGCAGAUGCAACAAACCAAUGUGGUGUUCUUCAUCUCUGCUGGAAGAUUUCUGGUGUUUCCCUUCAAAGACUGAAUGGGGCACUUCAGACUCUCGAAAGUUUCUCUAAAGACUAGCAGUACCUCUAGGCUGACCCCAGUCAGAGUCAGUCCUGGACUGGGUAGGGGCUAAGCUGGUCACUUCCAAUGGGAAUGUGGAAACAGAUGCACUGUCACAGAUUUCAUGUCCUCCUUUUCCUCCCUGGGUAACCUGGAGGAUUUGAAAUCCUUUUAAGCCAGGGCCUGGGGUAAGGAUAACUAGUAAGUCAACUAAUGAGAGUGAGCCCACGUGAGGGAGCAAGGGAAUAAGUUAAUAGGUUUUCAGCCCUUGCUCUCCCAUUAGGUGAGGAAAACAUUGGGCCAACAGCCACUGAGAUGUCAACCCACAAGAAGUCUUAGGACACAACAUGUCCCCCUAGUCACAAAAGAUGAAGAAAUAUGGUGUGGAGAGAUGAGAAAGGCCAUGUUCGGAAGAUUUGAAAAGUGCACGCCUAACAGCGUCAGUGUACUUAGGGUGUGCUUUGAUAAAGACUAGUUCUGGUUAGAAUGCAAGAGAAAAAGAGCUAAGCACCAAAACACUGAAACUACUUAAUGAUUGAGAUUUUCUAAUACUUCUAAGAUGUAUUUGUAUUGGCAGGUAGACAGAGAAGCCAUCAUUUACACAGUGACAAACGACUUCAAUUCUGAGGGGCCAAUUUCUAAAAUGACUGCUGUGCUCCUUUAGAUACCAUUCAUUUAUGACACCCUCUGAGAGAAUGGCCAUGUGGGUGUCUCCAUGACCCACUGGCACCUGUUUGGAAAUAUUCCUUAUUCCAAGUUUUCUUAGCCAGUCAAUUCCAGAAGGGCUUGGAGGCUUUACCAUCUCAGUAUCCUGCUCCUCAAGUGUGGCCCUUUUUGAUGGUCUUAUAGCUUAUCAACUGUCACAUACAUUCAUAGAUUUUGUGGUCUGGAUGAGCCUGGCAUUGAUGAAAUCCCAUUCCACAGCAAAGAAAUUGUCCCUCGAGAUGCCCUGGGGUCACCAUUUGGCCACCAGCUGGGGCUCUCAUACAGGAAUCCUGAGAAUGGCCAGGCGAGAAUCAGACUGCUUGUUCCCAUCCAGGCUCUAGAAGUACCACUGUUGUCGGGACCUGCUGAUAUGCCAAAAAGAGCAGGAGAGUCACUCCAGAGCAACUGCCAGUCCUCAACAUGGGAUAGCUCAUUAUUUAAAGACUGAAGCUCAAACAAAAUACAUACAUGAACCCUUUUUGGCAUAUGACUGUUGCUUAAGACAAUAAUCCAUAUUUAUUUGCAAAAUGGCCCUCCCAGGACUUUCUUCCCCCUUUUUGCCAAAAUGGAGUGGAAAAAGAGCAUUUAAUUUUUUAUUCUCUAUUUUUAGAAUAUGAAAAGAUCUGACCAAGAUGUCAUUAUAAAAAAUACUAUUAGCUUAAUCUAAGCCUUGAAACUCAAAGUAGUGCUCAAAUUAAAAUUCUUGAUUCUCGAGACACUAAGAAUGUCAAUGUUCGCAUCCUCAUCAAGUACUUAUGCUUGGUAACUGGGCACUAGUUACCUUAGCACUCCUACAUUGUUGAGGAGUCUAACAAAGAAGGAGGGAUGCUGACAAAUCAAAAAGCUUGAAACAACUAGGAGCAGGGUGAGGACCACCAUUAGAUGCCCAAAAAAAGGCAGAAAGCAGCAAGCAACUAGCACCUUUCAGUAGGAAUGUUAACAGUAUUCAAAUGACCCACUAAUCUUAAAUAAUCUAAUUAAGCAGAAUUGCAAAUCCAAUAAAAUGUAUCAAUGAGACACUUGGGUGUUGAGAACUUUGUUUUUAAGGGUCAACGUGAAAAUGGAUAUGUUUUUCUGAUAGUUUGCAUGAUCCUCAUUGUAAGGUCUAACUGUUGGAUGCCUACUUAUAAGCCAAGUAGGAUCAGAUUCCACACACCUUAAAAAAGGAUUUGAGAGAUUUUGAUCAUCAAAAGACGAGUUAAUUUCUGCUGUUGAUGAAGACACAGAUAGGUCCAAGACAAACUGUUAAAUUCAUGUAGUGUUCAACACACAACAAUCACAUUUGGCAGAGGUUAGGUUGGUAGGUCAUUUGUCUACCAAGCCUUGUGUUCCUACCUUAAAAAGCUCUGAAGAACAUAAGACUUGUUUGUUUAGGAUUGGAAUGGAAGAAGUUUCCAGUAGGCCAAUUUCUGUGCUUACAUAGAUUAGGACUACCUUCUGUCACAGCUGGUCCUACUUGAUGACAACAUGCAUCUUGGGAUUUGCUGACCAAGAGUAUGAUUUCAGGCAUGUCAAAGAGGAAGGUCAGUUCAAAAUGUAUGGCAAAGAAGGUGCCCUCCUUUCCUAGCCAAACAGAGGUGAAAGAGGGAGUAAAUGCACCUUUCUGGGCAAGAGGAGAGAGAUGGCAAAGGGUGAUUGGCUGAGGAGACCAGCACCAGUCCAGGCAGAAUAAAACAAUUGGCACACAGAUCACUUAGCUUGAGGUACAAGAGCAAUGCAGAGAUUGGUUCUCAAUGUGAGUCAAAAAAGAGGUAGCUAAUGUAAGAAGCUAUGAAUCCAGUCGUGUGCAUCACUGGAUGAACUGCAAUGCUUUGAACUGACAUAAUGCCAUUGUACUUUCUAGCUUACAAUUCUGCAAAGUAAAGCACUUUUUUUCAAAGAAAACUAUUGGCAGUCAUAUGAUUGAUUCCAAGCUGUUUUUGAGCUCUGCAAAUGUUUCCAAAGAUAUAAUCAAAAUGUUUUCUAUUCAUUAAAAAAAUAUUAAACAUGCCCAUAGAGAAAUUUAAGUGUAAUUAAGAGAUUGUUAUGUUUUAAAAUGUACUCUAAUAAACCAUAUAAAAUUUAA
This is a messenger RNA of Cricetulus griseus (Chinese hamster), 8617 nucleotides long. The record is from RefSeq and is a predicted model, not a curated record. Lineage: Eukaryota; Metazoa; Chordata; Mammalia; Rodentia; Cricetidae.